This is a messenger RNA of Heteronotia binoei (common prickly gecko), 2644 nucleotides long. RefSeq names its product centromere protein T (gene CENPT). The coding region runs from base 121 to 2382 and encodes 753 amino acids. Gene Ontology annotation, biological process: mitotic cell cycle; kinetochore assembly; chromosome segregation. Gene Ontology annotation, cellular component: kinetochore. The transcript is spliced from 13 exons. Gene Ontology annotation, molecular function: DNA binding; protein heterodimerization activity. The record is from RefSeq and is a predicted model, not a curated record. Lineage: Eukaryota; Metazoa; Chordata; Lepidosauria; Squamata; Gekkonidae.
GAGACUCGGUCCGCCUCCGCUUGAAUCUCUGAGCGGGAGCGAGAAAAAGAAUAACCGUUCGGCUUCCGAGCCGCCUCGUUUCCGUUAGGGCCCUGCUUCGAGCCGGGACGCAGAAGAGCCAUGGCCACUCGCAGGAGGUCGGGCAGGCUCCUGGUGCAGCCAAAGAGGCGUUCCCAGCGCCUAGGGAAGGGUAAUUUCCUUGAAUGUAAAAACUCCCCUGCUCUGGAUGUGGCAACACCUCGAACUGUGUUCCGGAAAGUCUUGCAGACCCAGCCAAUAGUUUCCCCUGUGGUUCCUGAGAAGGCUGAUACCCCCAAACCAGCAGAGACGGUGUUCAAGUUUCCUUCAAGGAAUGCUACUGACAGCAACAUAGAGAUAAGUUUGACUGGCCCUGUUCCUGAAGAGACGCUUUAUCCUGUACUCCCCAAACGUGGGAAGAAAAAGAAGGUCAGGCUGUCUGAGUUUGAAAGAGCUGUGGACAAGCAACUUCCAUCUACCACACCUAAGUCAUUCUCAGACCAGACAUCUCUGACUAGAUCUCUCCAGGUCACUCUUGGAACCCCAGUAACACCACCAUCUGAUGGAAAAAGAGGCUUAACCCGUAGGCCUAAGAGUUACAAAGGUGUUAACGUGAUGACUUUUGAAGGAGGCAUGGAACAAAACUUGCUGCAAGUAAAAGGCUCACAAAACCAUCUUGUAAAGUUGCAUGCUUCAGUUCUGUCAAAUGCCACAGAGACGAUUAAUGCCGACACAGAACUCUUUGCCCAGUCUCAGCUCAGUGGCCAGGUUGGAACAGGGCUUCAUGUUCUUCCAUCUGAGCUUGCCUCUGCUGAGAAAUCUGUAUCUCAAAAGACCAUGCUGUCUCCUGCUGCCGACCUUCAGACACCUCAGCAACCUGCAGAGUCUGAUACAGAUGCUGGCAUGACACAGCAGGGCCAAAAAGACAUUUCCAUGCCAGAAAGUGAAUGCGUAGAUGGCAUAGAAGGUGUGCUGGAGGAGAAAGUUUAUAGUCCAAGGAAAGAGCAGCAAGACAGCGAGAUGCCUGUUGAGGGAGGAAUGAUAGACAGUGACCUGAAGGAGAUGUUAUCACCAGACACUGAACGUGCUGCUGGGAUGGACAGUAUGCCCCAGCAAAGGACACUGUCCCUUAGGGGAGAGCAGCAGGGGAGCCUGCACGGAGACCUUCCCGUGGAGCGGCGGGGGAGCCUGCAUGGAGACCGUCCCAUGGAGCGGCGGGGGAGCCUGCACGGAAACCGUCCAGUGGAGCGGCGGGGGAGCCUGCACGGAGACCGUCCCAUGGAGCAGCAGGGGAGCCUGCACGGAGACCGUCCCGUGGAGCGGUGGGGGAGCCUGCACGGAGACCGUCCCGUGGAGCGGCGGGGGAGCCUGCACGGAGACCAUCUUGUGGAGCUGCAUUUGAGUCCUGAGAAGGAUCAGUUGAGUGAUAUUUGUACACCAAAGUCAUCUACACCAGUCAAUGCCAAACUCCCAGAUGAGCCUGUAAGAGGCCUGCGUGCCUUUCUGCAGGCCAAGGCUACCAAGCGCUCAGUGAAAAUGACAGUGGAGCACAUAAUUGAGGAGCUGGACAAAAACAUGGCUCCAUGUGUUGAGGAACAGGGUGCAUCGGAAGCUAACCUGGAAGAGGAACCUUUCCCCAGUGAAGAGGCUCCUCGGAUCUCUCAAAGGACUGGAGUUGGGACUCCAUGGAGAAGCGUAAGCAGACAGGAGCCUGAGCAGGUAGAGAGGGAAGCGGCAAACAAAGCGAUUCAGCUAUCUGGUGACGAAAGUAAACCACGAGAAGUGUCAGAUUUGGAAAACGAAGCAGAUGAAGUGGAGAUGGAACCUGAAGUUGAGGAUUUGUCAGAGGCUGAAAUGGACUCAGAGAAUAAUGAGCCACCUGUGAAGACACCAGCAUUUGUACGCGCAAAAGCCUUCCAGUGUACCCCGUUGCUGUCCAGCCCGUGCACUCUGAAAUCAGCUGCCUCCAAGUCUGCUUCUGAACAGCCCUCCAAGAAACUGGUUCCAAAAGAAUCCAAGAAGGCACGCAGAGAAAAACGUCAGCCUGCACUCUCCAGCUGCUGGGUGAAAAAGCUAUUCAGCCACUAUGUGAAGAUGCCAGUGGCCAAGGACGCUUUCCAGGCAGUGGAGAGAUGCGUCAGCCUGUACUUCAAGCAUCUGAGUGAGGACCUGGAAGCCUACACAAAUCACGCCAGAAGGAAAACAGUAGAGUUGGCCGACUUGGAACUUCUCAUGAGGAGGCAAGGGCUGAUAACUGACAAGAUCCCUUUAAAUGUCCUAAUAGAGCGUCACUUGCCUCUGGAGUAUAGGAAACUGCUCAUUCCUGUUGCUACCAGUGGAAAUAAAGUCAUCCCAUUCAAUUGAUGAUGAGAUUUUGGUGGAGUGCCUGAUGCUGGAGGCAAAGAAGACCCCAUAUAGUGAAUGAAAUGCAGGCCAGAACCAGCAAGGAGAUGCAAACUGAAGUGGGCAGAGCCCUAACAGCAAACUUGGCUGUACUUAGCGAGGAUGUGGAAAAACCUCAGAAGUGUGAAUAAUUUCCCUUCCCUUCAAGUUUCUGUGGCACACAAGCCACUUUGUUACUUUACCUGUACUGUGGUUGUAAAUAAACUUUUGUUAGAGUGCACAA